AAACCUUGAAACGAUCGCCGGUGGUGACGGAGAGGUCGAGAGAGCGGUGUAUAGCGAGGCGCGUUGGCCUGUCAAAAAAAGAGAAGGAUGGUGGCGCAGUGGAAAAAGACAGAGUUAGGAGCAAAAAGAGAAAACAGUUGCUCGCUCUGGGCUUGACCGAUGCCUGGGACCAGAAGGUGGCUGAUUUCUCCGGCAUGUGCAACAAGAGCAAAGGGAAGCUUCAUCUGGGCGGCGUCCUCCACUGGGCGUCCCUGGAGCUGGCUGCUCAGGCCGGGAAAGGAGAAGCAGAUCUAGAGGAGGAGAACGUAGAAAAGCCCAAGAUGUUCUACGCAGAUCACCCCUUCAUCAUCUUCGUCCGAGACAACGCUACCGGAGCCCUGCUGCUGAUGGGAGCUCUGGACCACGUAGAGGGAGAGGCCCUCCAUGAUGAACUGUAGCGCCAUCUACCGACUUUCCCUUUCUUUUUAAAAAAAAGUCUCUUUCACACUUUCUUCAUCAAGACAUUGCCAUUCACUAUGGCACAGUAUCACAUCAAACUACGUCUGGCUGUCAUACACUGACACUGCAUAGUCUGGCACUGACUGACACUGACACUGCCAUACCUGACGCCUACUGACACAGUCUCA
Messenger RNA from Paralichthys olivaceus (Japanese flounder), 626 nucleotides. NCBI's taxonomy places the organism in Eukaryota, Metazoa, Chordata, Actinopteri, Pleuronectiformes, Paralichthyidae. The record is from RefSeq and is a predicted model, not a curated record.